AUGUGAUUGAGCUGAAGCAAUAUGCAAACGCCUCCUUGCAGCUCGUGGCCUGGAAGACGCUGUUGGAGGGAGAAAUGGAGCCGCUGAUGAUGAGUGACUGCUGAGGGAGGAGACAGUGCCUGAUAAAUGUGAAGUUUCAUGGUCUCCCCCCGACAAGUCGUAAAUGGCGAGGAACCUUUAGCAGACACACUCUGUUGCUCCCACCCACACAAAUUUUACAGAAGUCAAAAGUUCCUUUUUCACUUUACAGUCAAACUGUGAACCUUGUUUAUUUCAUUUUUUUUUAAUCUCUCGCAGCCUCUGAAGGCCUCUGAAGAGCAAUUAGGGUCACACGCAGUCGCCAUACAAUAAGGGAGAGGGAAACAUUUUUGGAUUUCGUUGAGAGGAAAUUUUGUAACAUUGUGCAAUGGUGCCGCAAACGUUUUGAAAGGUUGUGUGAGCGUUUUGCCAGCAAAGCAUCUGACAGUCGGUCUGUUGGACACGAGGUCUCCAUGUUGCAUCCAUACAGAAUGGAGAGCUACCUCAUCCCUCCUCCUUCAGAAGAAAUAUAUGAUUCUGAGAUCUACAGGCAUCAAAUCACCGAAUAUUAUAAUCCAUAUGUCUUAGAUCCAGAUAUCCAGGCAGACCACUGGGACUACCACCCUCACCCUCACGUGCACCCUGUGGAGUUCGAGAACCUCCAGGAGACGAACUUCACAGAGCUGCAGAGCGUGCAGGCUCUGCACCCGUCUGGCCUCAUACGACACGACAACAUUCGAUACGACGGAGAAACCCUGCUCGAUGCAAACCUCGGGGCGCACGCACAUGUUUUACCGCCACCUGUAGCCUUCUUCCCUCGAACAGUGUAUCCCCCACACCCGUCCCAGCGGAGCUCCGACGACGAGGAGCACGGGGAGCGGAGCCCCCCUCUGGAGGUCUCCGAUGAGGAGUGCUUGAGGGAUCGAGUCUCCUAUGUGACACCGGGAGAGCUGGGCAACAAAAAGAAGAUCCGGUUGUACCAGUUCCUGUUGGACCUUUUAAGGAACGGCGAUAUGAAGGACUGUAUCUGGUGGGUGGACAGAGACAAGGGGACCUUCCAGUUUUCGUCCAAACACAAGGAGGCUCUGGCCCACCGCUGGGGAAUCCAGAAGGGAAACCGUAAAAAAAUGACCUAUCAGAAGAUGGCUCGAGCCCUGCGCAACUACGGCAAAACCGGAGAGGUGAAGAAGAUCAAGAAGAAGCUGACGUACCAGUUCAGCGACGAGGUCCUGGGAAAGAGUCAUAUCGAGAGAAAGUACAUGUAGGUGGGAGGAAAUGUCAGCAGGAGUCAGUGAAACUUGUGGCAUCGACAGCAGAGAGUCUGCCGUUUCGCAGGGUGCUUUAGGUACUUUACCGUGCAGGUAAAAAGCAUUAUAUUAGAAGCACCACGACAGAGGGACCAGGUCUCUGUAGACCCCAGCUAAUGCAAAUGAAACUUUGGACCAAGAAUUCUUAAAGUCUGCAAACAGUCUUCCUCACAAGAGUAACUGUUGAUACAAGUCCAAAAAGACACAACAGAAAAGUUAGUUUGUACAAAUAGCUACAUAACUAAUUUGUAGCAUGGAAAUAAAAGUUUGGACCAAAUAUGCUAAUGUGUGAUUGUCAUUUUCAAAUGUGUACAGAGAAUUAAGAAUUAAUUUCUGUUUAAAAAAAGCUGAUACUCGGAGAUCCAAUCAGAAUAAAGUUGGACUAUGAGGGAAGUUCUUGUGCGGCACACUCGUUCAGCGAGCCUCCAUCCACUGACAGUAUCUGUGCUUUUGCAAACCGAAGAGCCGAUCCCGGCGGACAGGCCAGGGGCAGCAUGAACAGUCCUCAGUUAGAAUCCAGGAUGGACUAGAAUGACAGUCUGAUCAUCUCUGGUAUCAUUGAAGAAUCUGUCUUCAUGUUACAAUAAGAAAAAACUCCAUCCUCGACAAUGAUUGCAGAGUCCACUGUAAAAAUGGCAAAACCAUGAUGAAGAAAGUCAAGUGUUGAAGUGCUUUGAAAAAUCAACAGAAAUGUUUCUUUUUCUUUCUAAAAUUAUGUUUGUUUUUUUCCUUUUAUUUUUGCUUUUUUUUGUUGCUUUUUUUAUUGUUAUGUUAUUUCUUGUUAUUGCUUCUUGGCCUUGAUAAUAGAUAAAACUUUAGAGUGUGAGGGUACAAACAGCAAGCCAAUCUGAUUCCGCCAUCUUUAACAUAAAUAGAGAUAUCAUCUCUUCUGUUCAAUCAAGAAAGCCUAAAAAGAAGAGACUUUAUUUCCAUUUUUUUUGUCUGGAUUAGUAAAAACCUGUAUUUUUUUGUCUCAAAGGUAAACCUGCAAACAUAGUUCUCUCAUCUUACUCUCGGCAUUAAGUACCUCACUUCUUUUAAUACCUAUGUUUGUUGCUCAGGUAAAUUAAGGAAUAAUCAGUGGAAGUGAUAAAGGAGCAGUUGCACUGUAUUCAUAGGUUGCCAAUCAACUGAUCAACCUGCCUUUCUAAAUGUACACAAAGUAAAUUCCAUUUUAUUUAAGCCUGGUGUUUUUAUUUUCAGUCUUCACUCUUUAAAUUUCACAGAAGACUUUUAGCUUUGUGUUUCAGUGUUCUCGUAUUUUGUGUAUAGUAUAUAUUCUGAAAGCUAUUUUAUGUUUAAAACAAACUGGAGACAGAAAAGAUUAACUUGAACAGCUUGCUGUAAUUAUUUUUUGAUGGUACCAUUUGCAUUUAGAGGACAGGGAAUGAUUUGUACAAAUAAAUUAACUUGUUUGUAAUAUCUGAGAUUUGUUUGUGAAAUAAUAAACAGUUUUCUGUAACUGGGA
Salarias fasciatus (jewelled blenny) is the source of this 2793-nucleotide messenger RNA. It is a transcript of the gene spi1b, whose product is annotated as Spi-1 proto-oncogene b. Gene Ontology annotation, molecular function: sequence-specific DNA binding; DNA-binding transcription factor activity, RNA polymerase II-specific. The record is from RefSeq and is a predicted model, not a curated record. Gene Ontology annotation, biological process: regulation of transcription by RNA polymerase II; cell differentiation. The transcript is spliced from 5 exons. Gene Ontology annotation, cellular component: nucleus. Bases 492 to 1283 code for a protein of 263 amino acids. Lineage: Eukaryota; Metazoa; Chordata; Actinopteri; Blenniiformes; Blenniidae.